Molecule: messenger RNA, 2283 nt
Organism: Ilex paraguariensis (yerba mate)
Lineage: Eukaryota; Viridiplantae; Streptophyta; Magnoliopsida; Aquifoliales; Aquifoliaceae
Source: the annotation of a GenBank genome assembly
CGUAAUCGUUAACGAGACAGAGAGAGUGGAGACAAAACAGAGUGAGAAGCUGCCGCCACUUUCAUACAGCCUAACCAGUGAACUUCUAUUCGAGAUGGCAAACGAUACCGAAAGUGCGCAUGUUAUUAACGGCAGCGACGAGGCGCACGUUAGCUGCGCCUCCUCCAAGGAGGAGGAAGAGGUGAAGCUUCUCAGUGACGUCGUCCGUAGGCUGCCUUCUCACGCGGUGAAAGACUUGUUAUCUAUUGGGGUGUGCGUUCGAUGCAUCUUCAGAGUCUUUGGCAUCCAUCAAUGUAAUUAUUCUUUCCCCUUGAUGUCGUCACCAACUCUGUGUGCUAUUCUUGGAAAAGCAAUGGAAUCCGAAGGAGAUACAGUAGAUAAUGGUUAUAGAGCACAUGAAGACUCAAUCUGUCUAUACUCUUCUGAAGAAUUAGAAAUGGACAUUAAAUUAUGUAGAGUUUGUUUGGGUAUCUUGCAAUAUGUUUAUAUAGAUGAGAAAGAGAUGAUGAUUAAGAGGGAUAGUGGCAAUGACUUUGCCAUUAUUAUUGCCGAUGUUGUAAAGCAAGACGGCCAUGAAAUCAACAACUUCUCUCUUGAAGUCUCCUUACCAAAGGUUGUCAUGGAAAAUGAUCGAGCUAUUUGGUUGUAUAUGAAAAAGAAUUAUGACACCGAAGCUUGGUUUCAAGAGAAGUGUAAACCUGAAUGCAUUUCUGCAAAAGAUGUAUUCAAAAUGUCUAUAACAAAUCCCCUUGAAACAUUAUUGGGGGUUAAAUCUGGACUGAGCUCUUUCCGCAUUCGUUUGACAUACACCCACUACGAUGCAUCAACCCAGGUUCAAAAUAGUAUGGAGAGGAAUGGAUGCAAAAAGAAAAGGAAAACAGGGACUGAUGAUGUCUUGGAGACCAUUGAUGGUUCUGUAGUUGCUGGCAUAAAGUGCUCCAAUUUUUUUGAAAAAGAACAUGAACUCAGUAAAUGCAAGUUGCAAGACCAUGGUAUAUCUGAUUGCUUCAAUUUUCAGCUAGAGAAGGUCAACCAACCUUGCCGUUUGACAUUUCUUUGCUGUAGGGCUCCUAUCUAUAUUGGGGGCAGAUACCUGAAGUACUCGAGAAAUGUGAGUCAGACACGUUGGAUUAUAAAUGACGAAAGAAGGGGAGAAGCAUCUGUUGAGGAAAUAAUAAGUGGGAGCAUGCUUCCUAUUUUCCAGGGUGAUAGUUACAAAUUUCAUGCUGCUGGUAGAGAGGAUAUCGAUGUCAGGAUGUUGGGUUCAGGUCGGCCUUUCUUGGUUGAGAUACAAAAUGCACGCCAUGUCCCUUCUGAAGUGUUCAUAAAAGAAAUAGAAAUGCAAAUAAAUAGCCUGGAAAGUAAAUUAGUUAGGGUAAAAAGUCUCAAGAUUUUAGGUACUCAGGGCUGGACCUUGAUAUGGGAAGGAGAGGCAGAAAAGCAGAAGCAAUAUGCUGCACUGGUCUGGAUAUCUCGCUCUCUUACUGAUGAUGAUAUGCAGACUAUAUCUUCACUUAAGAACAUGCAAAUUUUGCAGAGAACUCCAAUUAGAGUUCUUCAUCGUCGAAGUCCAUUGGCGCGUGAAAAGAUUAUAUACUGGAUGAAAAUAGAGAGGAUUGCUGGAAGUUCUCAAUAUUUUCUCUUGCAUCUCUGUACCCAGGCUGGGACAUAUAUUAAAGAAUUUGUUCACGGGGAUCUUGGACGCACACAUCCUAGCAUUGGUUCAAUAAUGGGAUGCAGAGCAGAGAUACUGCAACUUGAUGUCACAGACGUUAAAAUGGACAUCUCCCUGGAUGAAUGACGAUUCUGAUCUGUGGAUACAUCGCCUUGAGUUUGAAUUUAUACAAAUCACAAAGGUGGAAAAAGUAGCCUGAAGGAUUAUAAGAUUACCAGAGGGUUACCUCUUCAGCACAUCUAGUUUUCUGUUAUGAAGCUGGUAAAGGCAGGUUUAAUGUCGAAUGAAGAAUGAAAAUUACAUGCUGGCAACUGCUUACUAUGUGGUCUAUGCACCAUUCAGUCAGAAGAGAGUAUCAUUGUAUCACAGCAUAGAAUAGAGUUACACACUGCCAAAUAAACCUGCAUUUUGUGAAACUGAACUAACCUUUUUAAGUGCAUGGAAUUUUGUACUUAGUCCAGGCUUCUUGGUCGACUCAAUUAUUCUUGUUGCCUGUUGAUUGUUAAAUUGAAAUUUAUAUGAUGGUGCUGCAGAAAUGCCGACUUUCUGAUUACAUUUAUCUUCUCUCUUUUAUGACCAGUAAAUUUGCUCCUUUUAAUGUUUUUUUG